Messenger RNA from Apus apus (common swift), 2725 nucleotides. RefSeq names its product atlastin GTPase 1 (gene ATL1). The record is from RefSeq and is a predicted model, not a curated record. The transcript is spliced from 14 exons. Lineage: Eukaryota; Metazoa; Chordata; Aves; Apodiformes; Apodidae. Bases 41 to 1717 code for a protein of 558 amino acids. Gene Ontology annotation, molecular function: GTPase activity; GTP binding. Gene Ontology annotation, biological process: protein homooligomerization; endoplasmic reticulum organization.
GCGCGGCUCGGAGCGCGCACGGAGCCGCAGCAGCCCCGCCAUGGCCCGGAACCGCCGGGAGAGGAGCAGCUGGGGCAGUUUUGCAGAGAAGACUUACGAGUGGAGCUCCGAGGAGGAGGAGUCUGUGAGGAAGGCAGGACCAGUGCAGGUCCUUAUUGUCAAAGAUGACCAUUCCUUUGAGCUGGAUGAGGCUGCCCUGAACCGCAUCCUCCUCUCAGAGGCUGUCAGAGAUAAGGAGGUCGUGGCUGUGUCCGUUGCUGGAGCUUUUAGAAAAGGAAAAUCAUUCCUGAUGGACUUCAUGCUGCGGUACAUGUACAAUAAGGAAGCAGUGGACUGGGUUGGAGAUGACAACGAGCCUCUGACUGGUUUCUCCUGGAGGGGAGGGUCUGAGCGGGAGACGACGGGCAUUCAGAUAUGGAGUGAGGUUUUCCUGGUGGACAAGCCCGAUGGUAAAAAGGUUGCAGUGUUGCUGAUGGACACACAGGGGACCUUUGACAGCCAGUCCACCCUGCGGGACUCAGCCACCGUCUUUGCCCUCAGCACAAUGAUCAGCUCAAUACAGGUUUAUAACUUGUCCCAGAAUGUGCAGGAGGAUGAUCUGCAGCACUUGCAGCUUUUCACCGAGUACGGCCGGCUGGCCAUGGAGGAGACAUUCCUGAAACCUUUCCAGUCCCUUAUAUUCCUUGUUCGUGACUGGAGCUUCCCAUAUGAAUUCUCCUAUGGAUCAGAUGGUGGUGCCAAGUUUUUGGAGAAGCGUCUGAAGGUCUCGGGGAAUCAGCACGAGGAGCUGCAGAAUGUCAGAAAGCACAUCCAUUCCUGCUUCACCAAAAUCUCCUGCUUCCUCUUACCUCAUCCCGGCCUGAAAGUUGCCACCAACCCUAAUUUUGAUGGAAAACUGAAAGAAAUAGACGAUGAGUUCAUCAAGAACUUGAAGAUUUUGAUUCCUUGGCUUCUUAGUCCUGAGAGCCUGGACGUUAAGGAGAUCAAUGGAAACCAUAUCACCUGCAGAGGCCUUGUGGAGUAUUUUAAGGCCUACAUCAAGAUCUACCAAGGGGAGGAACUGCCACACCCAAAGUCGAUGCUGCAGGCCACAGCAGAAGCCAACAAUUUAGCAGCAGUUGCCACUGCCAAAGACACCUACAGCAGGAGAAUGGAAGAGGUCUGUGGUGGGGACAAGCCCUUCCUUGCACCUAGUGACCUCCAGACCAAACACGUGGAGCUGAAGGAGGAGGCUGUGAAGCUGUUUCGCGGGGUGAAGAAGAUGGGUGGGGAGGAGUUCAGCCGCCGCUACCUCCAGCAGCUGGAGAACGAGAUCGAUGAGCUCUACAUCCAGUACAUCAAGCACAACGACAGCAAGAACAUCUUCCACGCCGCCCGCACCCCCGCCACGCUCUUCGUGGUCAUCUUCAUCACUUACGUCAUCGCUGGAGUGACCGGCUUCAUUGGCUUGGACAUCAUAGCCAGUCUGUGCAACAUGAUCAUGGGCUUGACACUUAUCACACUGUGCACCUGGGCAUAUAUCAGAUACUCUGGGGAGUACAGAGAACUGGGCGCAGUAAUAGACCAAGUGGCCGCCGCGUUGUGGGACCAGGGAAGCACCAACGAGGCCCUGUACAAGCUGUACAGCGCGGCAGCGACCCACAGACACCUGUACCACCAGGCCUUCCCCGCCCCGCCGGCCGAGCCCGCCCAGGCCUCCGACAGGAAGAGGGUGUGAGUCUGAGGGGUGCAGGGCCCUCGCACCCCAUCCCGCACCCACCUCCACCUGCCCAGCCCAAGCUCCUGCUGGGGAACAGGGAAGCGGGGUGGCGGGGUGUGUUUGUUCCAUGGGAAGGUGUUGGCAUGUGUUUCGUUUUGUCGAUAUGUACAUAGUGGUACUGCAGCAACUACCAAGUGCUUUUAACUUGUAACAGCCCAGCUCAUCGAGGAAGCCUUAUUUCCCCCCUUCUUAAUUAUAAAGUCACUGAAGGAAUCAUAACUUACAUGAUACUGCAACUCAGAAUCUUCCAGCCUUCAGCAUUAUUCAAAAGCCAACUUAUUUUCAGAUACUUGAACAAGUUAUAACAUGUAAUGCAGGUUUGUUGUUGUUUUUUCUUCCAUUAACUGUUUCAUUCCAUAAUUCAAGAUGUAUUAACUUGCUUUAUCAAAAACUGCAAGGGCACUGCUGCUGUGGUGUGUGAAUGAUCCUGUAUGGAAACGUACUUUGCUGUUCCUAAGCCAUGCACAAGUAUCACUGUACCUGUUGGAGGAAGUUUCACUGUAUUUCUGUACAUAUAUAUUCACUAGAGUGCAUAGAAAGUGUUCAACAGUUCUAUUCUUUUAUCAUCAGAACUAUUAAAAGUUUGCUUUUGGUUCCUAAGAAGUUGGUUGUACAGGAAACAGUUAUUGACUGGCAAGGUGAGAGCUGCUCCUCUCGGGUUCCUGACACUCUCCUUUUGGCCCUCAGAACUGGUGCUUGUAAGUUGUUAUUUUGAAAAGACUCUGGCCUGUCUCCUGCCCAGGUGGGACCUCUGGGAGGUGCUUCUGUCACUAAUAAGGUGACACCAGAUUUUACAAGUCUUGGGCAAAAUCAAAGUCUCCAGCUCUUACCAGUGGAGAAAAAGCAUCUUCAAUGAAGCGAGGCCAGAAGAAGGGUCUGCACUGAGGUCCCCACCCCUCAUCAGAGCUUUAAUGGUUGUGAGAUCAUUUUAUUUGAUGUUCUAAAAGGCAAAAAUAUAAAAAUAAA